AUGGGGCUGUUGAAGCGUCUCGUCUUUCUGGCAGCGCUGUUAUCACGCAAUGGUGUCGCCGCGCAGAGCUUUGCUUCUGUGCUUACGGAAGCACCCCAAUGUGCUGCCGAUUGCUUAAUUACGCUAUUUAGUCAGGAACCGUUUGCGGGAAAAGAUCAAAGCGCCAUUUGUCAUGACCAACAAUUCGCCGAUGCCAUUGGAAAUUGUCUUACGGCGAAAUGUGAGGUACGACAGACAUUGGAUUUUAUUAAGCUGUCAUCAGCCGUAUGCGGAAUUAAACCGACCAACAAUGUCCUCCUGUAUCGAACGACGACCCUCACAAUGUCCGGUUUGGCCUUGCUAUUCUUCGCCUUGCGAAUAAUAGCCACAAUCAAGUUACGUCUUGGAUGGGCUUUGGAUGAUGCGAUGGCGAUUGCUUCGGUUGUCCUUCUGAUACCACUUGUCAUCAUAUUGCAAUUCUUGAUGGAAAACGGUCUCGGUGUUGACUUAUGGUAUCUCACAGAUCACCAGAUCACUGAAGGGUUUAGACUCUUCUUCUUCCUCGAACUCCUCUACCUGAGCGCACGCGUCCUCGUCAAGUCCACGAUAUUAUGCUUCUUUCUACGUAUUUUCAGCAAUACCAAAUUCCGUCUCGUGGUCAAGAUUACAAUAGUGUUCAACGUUCUUAUCGGUCUCGCAUUCUUCAUCCUCGCCUUCUUCCAAACAACACCACUGAGCUUCUUCUGGGUCGGAUGGCAAACCAAGGAAGCAGAUAGAGUCAUGGUGGGAAUUAUACGGCUGACGCUACCACACGCGGCACUUGUUCUUUUGUUGGAUAUCUGGGUGCUCAUAUUACCGCUCAGCCAGCUUUGGGAGUUGGGACUGAAACUGAGAAAGAAGAUUGGUGUCAUGGCCAUGUUCAGUUUCGGUAUCUUCCUUACAAUCGUUGCUGUGAUUCGAGUACACGAAUUAGUGCUCUUUGCCAGAUCACAAGACUUGACAGUCAUCAAUGCACAAAAGGCCAUGAUAUGGUCCUGCAUUGAGAUAUGUGUGGGUAUCAUGGUAUCAUGCAUGCCUCAUAUCCGCAAUUUAGUACGACACACCAAAUUACGCAUACGCAAAAAGAUAGGGACGGAAAAGGGAGUUGCCAACCAAGGAAUAUUUAUUGAGCGAUCACUUGCGCAGAUAUCAGUGGCUGGUUCGACAUCAGAACCAGCGUUGUUUGACGCGGGAGGGUUAUUGAAGGACACUUCUGCGACGAGAACAAUGACAACCACCACUACUACUACUACUACUACUACUACUACUACUACGACGACGAUAGGUGUUGGCAAGGAGAGUCUAAAUGGAAGAUCGAGCAAUUAUGCAAGCGAUGCAGAUACACAAGUUUAA
Messenger RNA from Fusarium poae, 1371 nucleotides. RefSeq lists its product as uncharacterized. The coding region runs from base 1 to 1371 and encodes 456 amino acids. NCBI's taxonomy places the organism in Eukaryota, Fungi, Ascomycota, Sordariomycetes, Hypocreales, Nectriaceae. The transcript has 7 exons. The record is from RefSeq and is a predicted model, not a curated record.